CACACACUAUACACACACUAUAAACACACACGCGCUAUAAACACACGCGCACUCUCACUCUGCCCAGCACUGCACGCACGGGCGAGCGAGGCGAGAGCUCCAGAGAAUCUCCACUGCACUCAGAGGCGGACAGACGAAGGCCGCCACGUGACCAUGAGGGCCUCCUCCACCUCCUCCACCUCCACCACCUCCACCACCUCGUCCACCACCUCGUCCACCUCGUCGUCGAGGCGGCGAGGCCGCAAGGGCCUCAAGGCGUGGCUGCUGGAGCAGGUGGACUGCGGCCGCUACCCCGGCCUGCGCUGGGAGGAGGGCGCCGGGCGGCAGCUGUUCCGCCUGCCGUGGAAGCACGCCUCCAAGCACGACUACACGCACGCAGACUCGGCGCUCUUCAGGGCGUGGGCCGAGCACAAGGGCCGUUUCCGUGCCGGGGUGGACAAGCCGGACCCGCCGGGGUGGAAGACGCGUCUCCGCUGCGCCAUGAACAAGAGCCGCGACUUCGUGGAGGAGCCCAACCGGGGCCAGGCCGACAUCAGCCACCCCUACAAGGUGUACCGCGUGCUCAGCCAGCGGUCCGCACCACCCCCCACGCCUGCUGUGGUGAGCUCACCCUGCGGCUCCCUCGACUCACACGAGGAGGACAAGGACACCGACAAUGGCCGCCCCCGCCCUGCACGUAUGCCUCUGUACGCGUUGAUGGGACUGGAAGAGGCUUCCAAUCGGAAGAUAGAAGCGGAUGCCAUGGACACCAAUGACGAUGUUGCCUCUCCACCAAUGAUCGGCGGAUCAGCGGAGGACCCGGCCAACAUCGACCAAUUAGAGGAGGAGCUGGGCCCCAAAGCCUCUGCGUUCCGCGUCACUGUGAGCUACCGGGGCCGCCAGCUGCUGUGCUGCACGGUGACCAAUAGCAGCGGCUGCCUCAUCACCAGCCACUCAGCCUGCGGCCGCGAGCCGACCAAUGGCAGCGCAGCGCUCGAGGUCACCCGCACGCACAGCUACGCGCGGCGGGUCGCGGGCCCGGCGACGCCCGGCAACAGGACGCCGCCCUCCCAUUGGACGCCCGCGACGGCCGAUGGCCCCGCUCCUGACUCUGCGGGCCCCGUCCAGGACGAGUCGUCGUCGUCGUCGUCUCCUUCGCCGCUGCCGCCGCUGUUGUUGCCGUCGUCGUCCGACGACUGCGCCGGUGGCGGCGCCGGUGGUGGUUGUGGCGGCGAUUGCGGCGGCGGUGAUUGUGGUGGUGGCAUUGGCGGUGGUGGCGGCGGCGGUCCCACCACCGUGGCACUGCCGUCCGCGGCGGCGUUCCUGGACGCUCGGCACCGGCAAGCGGCGGCCGAGUUCCUGCCCACGGUGGCACGCGGAGUGGAGCUCUGCUUCCUCACUCGCCGGCAGUACAACAACAACAACCGCAACAACAGCAGCAACAACCGCAGCCGCAGCGGCACAAAACGACGCCACCACCUCCGCCACCUGCGCCACCUUCGUAGCGACGAGAGGAGACAUGCGGUGGACGCUGCGGGCGGCGAUGGCGGUGUCGGUGAUGGGGGCGAUGGGGGUGGUGAUGGAGGCGGUGAUGGGGUCGGUGUCGGGGGCGGUGGUGCGGGGCUGUACGUGCGCAGGCUGUGCCGGGCCCGGGUGUUCACCGACGCCGGGCCGGCACUAGCGGCGGGGCGCAAGCUCCAGCGGGGGCAGGUGACGCUGCUCUUCAGCCUGGAGGAGUUCGCUCGCGAUGUGCGCCGCUACGUGGAGGGCAGCAGCUGCGUGGCGCCCCCCACGGCGGUGCUGCUCUGCUUCGGGGAGAUGCCCGGUGACAGCGGAGCUCACAAACAGCUCAUCACCGCACGGAUUGAGCCACUGCUGGCUGUGGAAAGUCUUCGCCGGGUCCGGGAUGUCCUGGCCAAGCCUCCACCGCCGUCGUCAUCGCCGCCACCGGCACCAGGUCGUCGCCAGGACGACGACCCCGGCAGCCUGGACACCAUCAUGAAGUUCCUCACCGACACCGACGAUGGCGGUGGCGGCCCUCCCACGCACGCCCAGCCGCCCUUCUGCGCCGACGGCUUCUUCUACGACCCCAUUGGCCCGGGGAUAGCCGUGUGACCCACCACAAUUCCCGCCACCUAUUCCCCGCGAUCCGAUUGGUCCAGAGACAGCCGCGUGACCGGCCAUCCCUCUCUUUUUUCUGACAAUCCCAUGGGCUCGCGGGUGGUCGUGCGGUCUCCGAUGCAUACCGACGAUGCCUUGUCGAGCGAUCCGAUUGGUCGCUCUGGGACGGGGAGGGGGGGGCGCUGGUGUGGGGGUGGCCGGAUGUGGCAGUGGAAAAAGACCACCCAUACCACGCUGGCUUGAUUCAGAUGCUGCAUUGGAAAUGAAACGAAUGCUGUGUGCCGCGUUCAUUUGAGUGCAUUGCAACAAUGUGACUGGCCUUCCGUAAGAAUGUCGCCAUAUAGAGUUCAUAUAUAAACAUUUACGGGCAUUUCACGUAGCACUUUGGAGUUAGAUGCAUCUUAAUUAAAAUAAGGGUUUAAGUCGAGGCUGGAGGAGUUUCAUUUGUGCUGUUGUUAGUCGUUUAAUCUGCGCGCUCUCUGCGUUCCAAUCACUGUUGAGAAUGUCCCUUGUUUCUAUUUGAUCCGUUCCGCACAAAUGGAGAUGUUCAUCCAUCCACUCAGCGGCUCACCCAUCGGGGAGUCCCGGUGCAGUCACGGCAAUGCCACUGAACCUCGCGACAAAGGUCUUCAACAACCCGACAGGCAGACUCGGGGCGGAGGUUAGAGCAUUGUGUGUGUCUGGGUGUGUCUGUGUAUGUCUGUGUGUGUCUUUGUGUGUCUGUGUGUGUCUGUGUGUCUGGGUGUGUAUGUCUGGGUGUGUCUGUGUGUGCCUGGGUGUGUCUGUGUGUGUAUGAGUGUGUCUGUGUGUGUCUGUGUGUGUCUGGGUGUGUCUGUGUGUCUCUGGGUGUGGCUGGGUGUGUCUGUGUGUAUCGACUCAGCCUCAAAUGAGUACCUGGUGCGGUGUGUAAACAUCGCCGCUAGGGAGACAAAGGCGGCCGGGCGUGGUGCUGGCCACCCACCCCCUCGUGUGCCGUGCCGGCCUUUAUAGGUGCUCGCUAACAGCACUUGCCCCUACAGUCUGUUAAGGCUAUACGGGGGAUCUUUGAUCUUUGUCUGUGUGUGUGUGUGUGUGUCUGUGUGUCUGGGUGUGUCUGUGUGUGUGUGUCUGGGUGUGUGUGUCUGUCUGGGUGUGUGUCUGUGUGUUUCGCCACAACUCUGGCUAUCGCCUGAUGAUGCUGGUUGUUGUAAUCGCCAGCAACACCUCCAACUCAAACGGUCGACGUGGUGGGUUUGUGCUCCGACACGCAAGCGGUGAACGCUGAAGUACUCACGAAUUGCCACGUUCUGUUGACGUGACAAACCUCCGGCUGUGUCCGGUGGUGCCGGGUUUCACGACACGUUUAUAUUCACGCGAUCUAACCCAGUGACAGCACCGACAACCUGGAGUGCGAAUAAAUAACAUCCAUAAUAUCGUUUGCUUUGGGUUAGAUCGCGUAAAUAUACAAACGUUGUGUCGUUAGACCCGCCACCACCCACAACACAGCCAACUAGUGAGGGUUGCCAACGCGUUGCUAGUGUAGUGUUGUAAAGAACGGACUUCUAAACUUCUUUAUGGCACACACUGUGUAUUGUCUUACCGUCCCUAUCACACUAAGGGGUAUACGGUCCCCUCACCCGUUACCCUGAGAAGACACAGCCUCCGGACCCUGCAGGCUGUCUAAUCUCCCUGCUCUCCCAGCGUCCUCUGGCUGGACCUAGGGGAUCUCUCCCCGACCACUGGUGACUCUGAGCCCUAGCCCUGACGAGGGCUGGAGGGCUUGGUCCAGGCUCCUAGAUGUCUUCGGCCGACUUGGGUCUUCGUGUAGCAGAACUGGCCAAGAGCUCUCAGCGCUCCGGCUUGUAUACCUGUUCGUGGCCCGGUUGACCAAUCCCCGGCCACCUUGUGGGACCCUCCGAUUGGUCCUUCCCAAUCUGGCGUUUGGAUCCUACCUCACCCCAUGUGACCCUGACCGUUUGAUUGAGCGGGAACCCUUGUUUACGAUCCGCUCUCUCACAGUUUGCGAACAGCGAGUAGUAAUCACCACUACACUAGUGCAGCACAGCGCUGUGUUGGAGAGCACAUCCACAACGCGUUACAAUGUUGUCGAUUUGCUCCACAAUAUGCCGGUGUUUACGUGACACACCCUGUCACCAAUCGCCUGUGUCGGGUGGUGGCGGGUUUCACGACACAACGUGUGUGUAUUGACGCGAUCUGACCCAGCAAAGCCUCUAUCGGGGAUCACGUUGGUCGCGAAAGCCUCGUGCUCGCGGUGGGGCGCGUGCCACGCCCCUCCUGUGACGUCACAUCGCGUGACGUCACAGCACGUGACACCACGGCAUUGCGGUUCCCGCCCCUCCUUCACUAAGUGUCGAAUACCUCCGGGAGGGUGGGCGCACCACGUGACCCCUCAUGGCCUCUGCGUGGGAUUUUUUUUACAAAUAUGUUUUCUUCCGUCCCUCGGGACGUUCUCAAUGGGGGUGGGGUGGACCUGUUCUCAUGCACGCAGAUGCGUAUUGUAUGUGCACCUAGCCUGGCACAAGCGGCGUGGUGAUGUCACGGCGCUUAGUGACAAACUGCGGUGGUUAUGCAUUAGAUCGUACGAUUGUUACGUUUUAUCUUAGGCCAACUCUUAAGCGAUACACGGCCAUAUUUGUGUGUCAAGACCCUCCACCACCUGACGAUGAGUGAGUGGCUGAGUGGGUGGCUGAGUGAGUGAGUGAGUGGACGGGUAAGUGGGUGAGUGAGUGGCUGAGUGGGUGGCUGAGUGAGUGACUCAGUGGGUGGGUGGCUGAGUGAGUGGCUGAGUGAGUGGGUGGAUGAGUGAGUGGGUGGAUGAGUGAGUGGGUGGCUGAGUGAGUGACUCAGUGAGUGGGUGGCUGAGUGAGUGGCUGAGUGAGUGGAUGAGUGAGUUGGUGGGUGAGUGGGCGAGUGGGUGGCUGAGUGAGUCGCUCAGUGGGUGAGUGGCUGAGUGAGUGACUGAGUGGGUGGCUGAGUGAGUGGCUGAGUGAGUGGCUGAGUGAGUGGCUGAGUGAGUGGCUCAGUGGGUAGAUGAGUGGGUGGGUAGCUGAGUGAGUGGGUAGCUGAGUGGGUGGCUGAGUGAGUGGCUGAGUGAGUGGCUGAGUGAGUGGCUGAGUGAGUGGCUGAGUGAGUGGCUCAGUGGGUGGAUGAGUGAGUGGGUGGGUGGGUGAGUGGGCGAGUGGGUGGCUGAGUGACUGGCUCAGUGGGUGCUGCUAAACCUCCCUCUCUCUCUUCCUCACCGGGUGAGCGAGCCACCAGCACCAAUGCCACUUUUUGCCGCGAUGUUCCAGCGUGGUGGAUGGUUUCAUUACUCUAACAUUGGUUGGUAACAGCCACCUUGCUAGACGCGUUACGCCUGUGAUGUGUAACAAGUGUAUUACUACUACUACAUGUUAAACUCCAGUGUAAUAAAAAUGUAGAUUGUAUUCAUAA
Molecule: messenger RNA, 5532 nt
Organism: Lethenteron reissneri (Far Eastern brook lamprey)
Lineage: Eukaryota; Metazoa; Chordata; Hyperoartia; Petromyzontiformes; Petromyzontidae
Biological process (GO): regulation of transcription by RNA polymerase II; immune system process
Cellular component (GO): nucleus
Molecular function (GO): DNA-binding transcription factor activity, RNA polymerase II-specific; protein binding; RNA polymerase II cis-regulatory region sequence-specific DNA binding
Source: RefSeq, a predicted model, not a curated record